Mucor mucedo is the source of this 558-nucleotide messenger RNA. RefSeq lists its product as uncharacterized. Bases 154 to 492 code for a protein of 112 amino acids. The transcript has 2 exons. The record is from RefSeq and is a predicted model, not a curated record. Lineage: Eukaryota; Fungi; Mucoromycota; Mucoromycetes; Mucorales; Mucoraceae.
GCGAAGAUCAUGGAACGUAUUUUUACCAAUAUAAUAGUAAGAAAGGCUGGCAAUUUCAUCAGUAGUAGUGUAGCUAUCUAAUUCGUCAACUCUACCCGCAUUUUCUUCUCUCAGUCUACAUGUCUUAAGGAUAGCAAUACAAGCUGAUCUUGGAUGAGGAUGAUCAUUUGUUUUCUGAGAUACUUGAGUUUGAUAGUAGUGAGUAAUAGCAGCAACAUAUUCGUAGAUGGUUGCCAAUUGGAUCACUCUGUCCUCUUGGUUACUGCGUCUGCUUACACGAUUGAUAACCAUAGUUUUGAGAAACAAAUGAAGCUUGUCGCCUGUAACUGUAAAGCGUUGCUCAAUAGAGGAAUGUCUAUAGACAUCGUCGCACCAUACUUGAAACUCUUUGAUCUUAGGGCUGUAUGCUUCAGGGGAGUUAUCCUCAUUUUCAAGCAUAGUUUCUUCCAUGGCUUGUAUCUCAACCAUUUCGGUGCUCUGAUCUGUAGAUGAGGACGUAGCAGUCACAUGAUCAUGAAUAUACAUAGGAUCGUUUACGGGUAGAAAAUUGGACAUAGG